UAGGUAGUAUAUCUCUCUAUUUAGUUUGUGGUUUGAGUUUAAAUUGAGAGACAACGUUGUGUCAACGAUCUGUGACUUAUUUCUAAAGUGAGAUACCUAUACAGACAGAUUCAAAACAAAGAGUAUACCUAAUAUUCACUGCGAACUACAUCAAAAUAUAAAGUGAGUAUGUACUAGCAGCUUAUAUAGCUCAUAAUGUAAAUGUAGUUAUUAAAUUAAACAAAUGAGCAAAAUCCAUGAUCACAACUGUUAUAUGUAAAUAAGGGAGGGAAUGCAUGUUCAAUUCUGCAAUAAAUUGUAAAAAUGUUGAAAAAUCCUAGGCAAAUAGAAGAAGACUUGGAUAGUGACAAUGAGUUACCAAAUGAUUACAUUGAAGAAACUCCAGACAUUCCAGCCUAUAAAAAUGAUAGACGCUUUGAUGUUAUCCAUUUCCCAUGGGUUCAAAAGUUUCUCAAGAAAAAUAUUGAGAAAUCAACAGAGGCUUGGAAACCGUAUCUCUACUCCACCAUAAAUGAAAGAACUAUAUUGAAAAAAACAAAUGAACUAAAAUGUGGUGAAAAAUUACUUGUCACAGAAGGUGUGCUUACACAAGGUGAUAUACUUUGUUUGAAAUGUAUAGAAAGCUCUUGUUCCGACUCUACACUACUGUGGCUGGUCAAUUUCUUCAUUUAUAAAGAUCUACAAUCUAACUUUGACUUUCUAAAAACAUGCUUAGUUGGAAGAUUUGGAAAAUUAUAUGAUAUUUCAUUAGACACAUGUUCUAAGGUACACAAUUUUGAGAUACUAAUAGAAAAUGAAAUGAAGAAAGAAAAUAAUAUCUAAAUGACAACAUGAUUGGCAAAUUAAACACAUAACAACUUUUAUAUCAUACUGUAUUAUUAAAAAAGCAGUAAAUAAUAUAAUAUGUUUUAGUAUUA
Messenger RNA from Amyelois transitella, 917 nucleotides. RefSeq lists its product as uncharacterized. The coding region runs from base 304 to 822 and encodes 172 amino acids. The record is from RefSeq and is a predicted model, not a curated record. The transcript is spliced from 3 exons. Lineage: Eukaryota; Metazoa; Arthropoda; Insecta; Lepidoptera; Pyralidae.